UGGCACGCGUCCAUCUCGCGCGUUUAGGUUUGGAAAACUGCGUAGCGUGUAUCUCUUGGCCUUCGCCAUUUAUAUGUCUCUCUUUUUGCGGUCUUUCUCGAACUCUCUUUGUACCCUCAUUUUCUUAUCUAUUGCUUUCUCUCUCUACCCGCUGAGGAGGCGGGAAGCUCUCUCUCUGGUGCAGGUCUUGAUGUGUUGAAAAAGGUGUCGGUGCCAGAUGCUAUCGGGAGGAAAAGACCUAAAGUAGUCUUCACGUGUAAAAAGGUGUCGGUGUCAGAUGCUGUCGGGGGAAAAGACAUAAAGCAGUCUUCAAUAGUAUCUUGCGCUAACAAAAAGUAUCAAUAGUAUUUUGAGCUGACAAAAGGCUAAAUUUUCCUGUCUCAAAAGUUGGAGGAGUAACUUUGCUCCCAUUUGUGAUAAUGGCUGACGGCCACGAAACCGACAAGAACAUCGAGAUAUGGAAGAUAAAGAAACUUAUUAAGGCCCUGGAGGCUGCAAGGGGCAAUGGCACAAGCAUGAUCUCUCUCAUUAUGCCCCCUCGUGAUCAAAUCUCCAGGGUCACAAAGAUGCUUGGUGAUGAGUUUGGUACUGCCUCGAACAUCAAAUCUAGGGUUAACAGGCAAUCAGUUCUUGGUGCCAUCACCUCUGCCCAACAAAGGCUUAAGCUCUACAACAAGGUCCCCCCUAAUGGAUUGGUCUUAUACACAGGAACCAUAGUUACCGAUGAUGGGAAAGAGAAGAAAGUGACAAUUGAUUUCGAGCCCUUCAAACCUAUUAAUGCUUCUCUUUACCUUUGCGACAAUAAGUUCCAUACUGAAGCCUUAAACGAACUCUUGGAAUCUGAUGACAAAUUCGGUUUCAUAGUUAUGGAUGGUAAUGGCACUUUAUUUGGCACUCUCAGUGGCAACACCCGAGAAGUUCUCCAUAAGUUCACUGUGGAUCUUCCUAAGAAGCAUGGAAGAGGAGGACAGUCAGCCUUGCGUUUUGCCAGACUUCGAAUGGAGAAGCGCCACAAUUAUGUUAGGAAAACUGCUGAGCUUGCAACUCAAUUCUUCAUAAACCCAGCAAUAAGCCAACCCAAUGUUGCUGGCCUCAUCCUUGCAGGGUCUGCAGACUUCAAAACCGAGCUUAGCCAGUCGGACAUGUUCGAUCCCCGACUCCAAGCCAAGAUACUAAACGUGGUUGAUGUUUCCUAUGGUGGGGAAAAUGGGUUUAACCAGGCUAUUGAGCUCUCUUCUGAGAUCCUCUCCAAUGUGAAAUUUAUCCAAGAGAAGAAGCUCAUAGGCAAGUAUUUUGAAGAGAUUAGCCAAGACACCGGCAAAUAUGUAUUUGGGGUUGAGGAUACACUGAAGGCGUUGGAGAUGGGUGCUGUGGAAACCCUAAUUGUUUGGGAAAACUUGGACAUUAACAGGUAUAUAUUGAAGAAUAGUGCGACUGGGGAGACAGUCAUAAAGCAUUUGGGCAAGGACCAAGAGGCAGAUCAAAACAAUUUUAGGGACCCAGCUAAUUCAGCUGAGUUGGAGGUUCAGGACAAGACUUUACUAUUGGAGUGGUUUGCUAGUGAGUAUAAGAAGUUUGGGUGCACUUUGGAGUUUGUGACCAACAAGUCUCAAGAGGGAUCACAGUUUUGCAGGGGCUUUGGUGGUAUUGGUGGUAUUCUUCGGUACCAGCUCGAUAUGAGGUCCUUUGAUGAGCUUUCGGAUGAAGGAGAGAUUGACGAUGACUCUGAAUAACAAUCAUCUGUUUUGCUGGUGCACCGGGGCACCGGGCACUGGCGCCGCCCCAUGCAGCCGGUCCGGGACGUUGUAAUGCAUGAAAUAUCUUCAGAACACAAGGAGAUAAUGGGCAGCGGAGUGGCUAAUGACGGAGCUUAGCUUUGAUCAUGUUGAUGCAAAGCUUGAUAUACUCUGGUGGGUGAUGGAAAGUGGGGCUAGUCAAAACGUUUUGUCUAAUGACAUUUUGGUGCGGUGCUGAGUGCUGGGUUAUAUGUCGGUAUAAAAUCAAGUAGGCUUGAAGUCCUUGACAUUCCAUAGUAUUAUGAUGGCAUGUUAUGUGUUUACGAAGUUUGGGAUGGAGAUUUGGGUUAGACUUUCUACAUUCCAUAGUAUUAUGUUGGCAUGUUAUGUGUUUACAGAGUUUGGGAUGGAGAUUUGGGUUAGACUUUCUACUUCAGAUGGCUGGUUUUAGUUUUUUUUGUGUUUUGAAACUUCUCUCUGGGAAGUUGGUGAAGGGGUUGGUUCCCUCCCCUCCCUUUGGACUCCCUCGUGGUAUUGUUCUAUAAUUGGCCUGGUGAUUUCCUCUCUUAAAUAAAUACAUAAGAGGAUCGAGGUAGUAUACUUGAGCUUGGACAGUAGCAGUAGUGCUAUUUAGUGGUA
Messenger RNA from Amborella trichopoda, 2375 nucleotides. The record is from RefSeq and is a predicted model, not a curated record. Lineage: Eukaryota; Viridiplantae; Streptophyta; Magnoliopsida; Amborellales; Amborellaceae.